Lipotes vexillifer (Yangtze River dolphin) is the source of this 771-nucleotide messenger RNA. Its product is annotated as spermatogenesis-associated protein 22-like. Lineage: Eukaryota; Metazoa; Chordata; Mammalia; Artiodactyla; Lipotidae. The record is from RefSeq and is a predicted model, not a curated record. The transcript is spliced from 5 exons. The annotation marks the transcript as partial. Gene Ontology annotation, biological process: meiotic DNA repair synthesis; gamete generation; regulation of meiotic cell cycle.
UUCAGCUACAGAGACGGCAACAAAAAUACCACUUUAAAAACUUGGGAUAGAAAUGAUUUUAAGCCUCAGUGCAAAAGAACAAAUCUAAUGACAAAUAAUGGAAUAAAUUCAUGUCCAGUGAAUUUGGGAGCUCAACAAUGGAAACAAUUAAGAGUAUAUGAAUCUACUAACUUAUCUCACCAAAGAGAAAGUGAAGUACUCACACAAACACAUUCGUCAAAAAUAUCUGGCUCCACAAUGAGAAGUCUAGACAGAAACGGUUCAUUACAGGCAUUUAAGCCCAAUUUUCAACAAAAUCAACGUAAGAAAAAAAUGUUGGAUGGUUUUCCAGAAGAAAACACCCUCAAGAAGGAAGCAUCAUUGUAUCCGUUAAAGCUUAAGGAGAAAGAGAAUUCUUUGAGAAUUAUAUCUGCAGUUAUUGAAAGCAUGAAGUACUGGUGUGAACAUGCACAGGAAACUGUCCUUGUUUUUGAAAUACUAGCUGUUCUCGAUUCAGCUGUUACACCUGGCCCAUAUUGUUCAAAGACUUUUCGUCUGAGAGAUGGGAAAAAUACUCUGCAUUGUGUAUUUUAUGAAAUAGAUCGUGAACUUCCACGACUGAUUAGAGGCCGAGUUCAUAGGUGUGUUGGAAACUAUGACCAGAAAAAGAAUAUUUUUAAAUGUGUUUCUGUCAGACCAGCAUCUGUUUCUGAACAAAAAACUUUCCAAGCAUUUGUUAAAAUUGUAGAUGCUGAAAUGAGAUAUUAUACUAAUGUAAUGAAUGAAAUUUAA